GUGUCAAUCGUUGCCGCCGUAAAUAAUAUUUGUCGGCGCAGGACUCUGGGCUGGGGUUGUGUUGAAUUGUGGCAACAUCUUUCUUUUUCUCGUAACGCCAUUGCAGGCGUGUAGUGUUUUUAAAAGUUGUCCAAGAAAAAAAUCAUAAAACAUCCAAAAUGGUCAACUUCACCGUCGACGAAAUCCGUGCCUUGAUGGACAAAAAGAAGAACAUCCGUAACAUGUCCGUCAUUGCUCACGUCGAUCAUGGCAAAUCCACUUUGACCGAUUCCUUGGUUUCCAAGGCUGGUAUUAUUGCUGGUGCCAAGGCUGGUGAAACCCGUUUCACUGACACCCGUAAGGAUGAACAGGAACGUUGUAUUACCAUCAAGUCAACUGCCAUCUCUAUGUACUUCGAAGUCGAAGAUAAGGAUUUGGUUUUCAUCACCAAUCCCGAUUUAUGCGAAAAGAACAGCAAGGGUUUCUUGAUCAACUUGAUCGAUUCACCCGGUCACGUCGAUUUCUCCUCUGAAGUAACAGCUGCCCUUCGUGUCACUGAUGGUGCUUUGGUGGUCGUCGAUUGUGUUUCUGGUGUGUGUGUACAAACCGAAACUGUAUUGCGUCAAGCUAUUGCUGAACGUAUUAAGCCUAUUUUGUUCAUGAACAAGAUGGACCGUGCUUUGUUGGAAUUGCAAUUGGAUGCCGAAGAAUUGUACCAAACUUUCCAACGUAUCGUUGAAAACGUCAACGUCAUCAUUGCCACCUACAAUGACGAUGGUGGUCCAAUGGGUGAAGUACGUGUUGAUCCCUCAAAGGGUUCCGUAGGUUUCGGUUCCGGCUUGCACGGUUGGGCCUUUACCCUCAAACAAUUCUCUGAAAUGUACGCCGAGAAAUUCAAGAUCGACGUUGUCAAGCUAAUGAACCGUCUCUGGGGUGAAAACUUCUUCAACGCCAAGACCAAGAAAUGGCAAAAGCAAAAGGAAGCUGAUAACAAGCGUUCCUUCUGUAUGUACAUCUUGGACCCUAUCUACAAGGUCUUCGAUGCCAUCAUGAACUACAAGAAGGAAGAAAUCCCCACCUUAUUGGAGAAAAUCGGUGUAACCUUGAAGCACGAAGAUAAGGACAAGGACGGCAAAGCCUUGUUGAAGGUUGUUAUGCGUACCUGGUUGCCAGCUGGUGAAGCUUUGCUUCAGAUGAUUGCCAUCCAUUUGCCUUCUCCCGUCGUUGCCCAAAAAUACCGUAUGGAAAUGUUGUACGAAGGUCCUCAUGAUGAUGAAGCCGCCAUCGCUGUCAAGAACUGCGAUCCCGAUGGUCCUUUGAUGAUGUACAUCUCCAAGAUGGUACCCACCUCCGAUAAGGGUCGUUUCUACGCUUUCGGUCGUGUAUUCUCCGGUAAAGUAGCCACCGGUCAAAAGUGCCGUAUCAUGGGCCCCAACUAUGUUCCUGGCAAGAAGGAAGAUUUGUACGAAAAGGCCAUCCAACGUACCAUCUUGAUGAUGGGUCGUUAUGUUGAAGCCAUCGAAGAUGUUCCCUCUGGUAACAUUUGCGGUUUGGUCGGUGUUGAUCAAUUCUUGGUUAAGACCGGUACCAUUACCACUUUCAAGGAUGCUCACAACAUGAAGGUCAUGAAAUUCUCCGUUUCACCUGUCGUGCGUGUUGCUGUUGAACCCAAGAACCCUGCUGAUUUGCCCAAGUUGGUUGAAGGUCUUAAGCGUUUGGCCAAAUCCGAUCCUAUGGUACAAUGUAUCAUUGAAGAAUCCGGUGAACACAUCAUUGCUGGUGCCGGUGAAUUGCAUUUGGAAAUUUGCUUGAAGGAUUUGGAAGAAGAUCAUGCUUGCAUUCCUUUGAAGAAAUCCGAUCCCGUUGUAUCGUACCGUGAAACCGUUUUCGAAGAAUCCAACCAAAUGUGCCUCUCCAAAUCUCCCAACAAGCACAACCGUUUGCAAAUGAAGGCUUGCCCUAUGCCCGACGGUUUGCCCGAGGACAUUGAUAACGGUGACGUCAGCUCCAAGGACGAUUUCAAGAUCCGUGCCCGUUACUUGGCUGAGAAAUACGAUUACGAUGUAACUGAAGCCCGUAAGAUCUGGUGUUUCGGUCCCGACGGUACCGGUCCUAACUUCAUCUUGGAUUGUACUAAGUCCGUACAAUACUUGAACGAAAUCAAGGAUUCCGUCGUUGCUGGUUUCCAAUGGGCCACCAAGGAAGGUAUCUUGGCUGAUGAAAACAUGCGUGGUGUACGUUUCAACAUCUAUGAUGUUACAUUGCACGCUGAUGCCAUCCAUCGUGGUGGUGGCCAAAUCAUUCCAACCACUCGUCGUUGCUUGUAUGCUUCUGCCAUCACCGCUUCUCCUCGUUUGAUGGAACCCGUUUACUUGUGUGAAAUCCAAUGUCCCGAAGUUGCCGUCGGUGGUAUCUAUGGUGUAUUGAACAGACGUCGUGGUCAUGUCUUCGAAGAAUCCCAAGUCGUCGGCACCCCCAUGUUCGUCGUCAAGGCCUACUUGCCUGUCAACGAAUCCUUCGGCUUCACUGCUGAUUUGCGUUCCAACACUGGUGGUCAAGCCUUCCCUCAAUGUGUGUUCGAUCACUGGCAAGUGUUGCCCGGUGACCCAUCCGAACCCUCCAGCAAACCUUACGCUAUUGUUCAAGAUACCCGUAAACGUAAGGGUCUUAAGGAAGGUCUCCCCGAUCUUUCCCAAUACCUCGACAAAUUGUAAACAUUCUGCUUACGUCUUGUCAUCUGUAACUAAUUUACGAGAAAUAUUUUUGCUGUUGUGGCUAC
Messenger RNA from Lucilia sericata (common green bottle fly), 2758 nucleotides. RefSeq names its product eukaryotic translation elongation factor 2 (gene eEF2). Lineage: Eukaryota; Metazoa; Arthropoda; Insecta; Diptera; Calliphoridae. Gene Ontology annotation, molecular function: GTP binding; ribosome binding; GTPase activity. The coding region runs from base 159 to 2693 and encodes 844 amino acids. The transcript is spliced from 6 exons. The record is from RefSeq and is a predicted model, not a curated record. Gene Ontology annotation, biological process: translational elongation. Gene Ontology annotation, cellular component: ribonucleoprotein complex; cytosol.